Alternaria alternata is the source of this 597-nucleotide messenger RNA. RefSeq lists its product as hypothetical. The record is from RefSeq and is a predicted model, not a curated record. The coding region runs from base 165 to 494 and encodes 109 amino acids. NCBI's taxonomy places the organism in Eukaryota, Fungi, Ascomycota, Dothideomycetes, Pleosporales, Pleosporaceae. The transcript has a single exon.
GGAACGGUGCCUGAAUACCAGCACGUUUGUGGAAAUUGGCUUGACCUAUCUCCCGUCCCAUCCUGACUUCGCUAAAGGAGAUCAGCGUGGGCAACUGACAAGGGGCCCGUUCGUGCGUUAAGCUUUAGCCUCAGUCGCUCUCCCGUCACUAUUUUGGGUUGUUUAUGUCCCCGGCACUCCUCCUGGACCUUUCGGUGGACGCGAUCUGUGCAGCGCUUCACCACACUUGUGGCUUGCGAUCGUAUCAUUCCUCAAUGCCAUCCCUUGCUCCAACCCAUGCCCAUCGCGAUACGAUACCUUUCGGGCACAACGAGUCUGCAAGCCACAAGCCAACGGAGUACAGCUGGAACUUGCAUCGUUGUUCCAAAGCUCCAUUCUGGUCCAUCAAGCUCGACACACUCGCCAUUUUGGGCCCGAUUUGGUCAAGUUGUGUGACUUCACGACCAACAUGGCCAGCUGGAUACGUGCCGCCAAGCGCUAUCGAGCGGCUUUAGCAACAACUGCGGCUUGCAGCUAGCAAUACAGGGCUCGGCUAAAUCAUGCCCCAUGUAUUCCAUGAUGAUGUCCUGACGAUGUAUAAGUAAGACGUCUGUUCUC